AUGCAGACCCUUUUGAGAGGUAGAGAGGGCGAGGCUUUCACCUGGAGGCUGACUUCUCUUCUCCAUCAAUUUGCUCGUUAUGGAUCCAUUUUCUAUCACGGCGGCCUGCGUAUCCCUGCUAGAUACCGUCCUGAGCGCCUCUUCUGCCACUGUCACAUUCAUCCGAGAAUGCCGUGAGGCGCGAGGUGAAGUUCAGGCUGUGUCGGGCGAGCUACACGUUCUCAGCACUGUCCUUGAUGUUCUCAGAGACGAAAAGCUGCCAGCUACACUGGAGUCAAGCAUCCAUUCCAUUCUCAAAGACUGCAAUGUCAUCGUCUCAGACAUCGUCAAGCUGCUUAAGAAGCAUAGUGGCGUAUCCCGUGCGGACCGCGCAGCUCGCUGGGCGCUGAACGGACGCGGCGAGGUGAACAAGCUGCGGUCUACGCUUGAGGCGCAUCGCAGUGCGUUGAACCUCGCGCUAGAGGUGGCGGCCAUCUCUAUGUUGAGAGAUACCAGAGCUGAUGUGCAGGAGGGAAACGAUGGAAAUCGCCUGGCGCAUCCGCUACACAGCAUGACACACGUCAAAUUCUCACCGAGAUCGAGAGACUUCGCAAACUGCUGGUCGCCACGCACGGGAGUGACCAGCAAGCUCCUCGAGAUGCCAACGGAUCAUCAGCAACCCCAACACAGACGAACUUUGUGCUCGAGCGCUACCUGGAUUCGCUAACGAAUUAUGCGUCACCGGAAUACAGUUUUGAGCCUGGCCAUUCUUCUCCGUCACCUGCUGAAACCAUAACGGAAGAGCCACACGCGGAUGGUGACGCACCAACUACUCCGGACAGUGGUGAAUGCAGUGACACUCCACCCUUCGAUGCCUCUAAGUCCGAUAGUACCCCUUCCCUCCCAGUCGAUG
Messenger RNA from Canariomyces notabilis, 892 nucleotides. RefSeq lists its product as uncharacterized. NCBI's taxonomy places the organism in Eukaryota, Fungi, Ascomycota, Sordariomycetes, Sordariales, Chaetomiaceae. The record is from RefSeq and is a predicted model, not a curated record. Bases 80 to 706 code for a protein of 208 amino acids. The transcript is spliced from 2 exons.